Octopus sinensis (East Asian common octopus) is the source of this 1749-nucleotide messenger RNA. RefSeq names its product partitioning defective 6 homolog beta. The record is from RefSeq and is a predicted model, not a curated record. Bases 480 to 1442 code for a protein of 320 amino acids. The transcript is spliced from 5 exons. Lineage: Eukaryota; Metazoa; Mollusca; Cephalopoda; Octopoda; Octopodidae. Gene Ontology annotation, biological process: centrosome cycle. Gene Ontology annotation, molecular function: calcium ion binding; protein binding.
GGACAGAGGGGAAUAGUGAGAGAGUAAGCGUAGGGUGUAAGAAAGAUAUGACAGACAAGAAAAGGGAGGGUGAGUGAGCGGUGUUUAGGUAGCAGGAGUCGUCGCUGCAUAGGUUGACAAAAAGAUAGAGCGAUUAUGAGAGAUCUGAAGCAGCUAGGAAGCCAUGUAGAGAAAGGGGUAAGUUUAUGAGGAGUACACGAGGAGGAAGAAAUUAAACAUACAGACAAAGUGAGUACGAUUCAAUUAACAACAAAACAAAGAGUAAAGCAACGCAUACUUCACCAGCCCUUUCAGCGGAAGGCUUAGCGUAGUAAACCCGUGGGAGGUACAGAAACAUAGACAAAAUCUUGACUUUUACCAUCGGAGUCAGUCGGAAACUAAUUCCCGUGUCUUGUCUGUGAUGUGAGAACCCUACUCUUAAAAAGUAUAAAUUUGUAUUUCUACCUUAGUAACGUUGCUAUGAGUACUAAUGUUACCCAAUGGGAUCUCCACAACAGCAGAAACGUGUGGUCAAGAACAGAAUGACGGAUAAUAAUUUAAUUGAAGUGAAAAGCAAGUUUGAUGCUGAAUUUCGCCGAUUUGCCAUUGAUAAAGAUGGCAACUACCAGUUCGAGGACUUCCAUGAACUGGUGGAAAAACUUCAUCAGCUUCAUCGCAUUCCAUUUGUGAUUACCUAUACAGACCCAGCCCAUGGUGAUCUGCUUCCUAUUAAUAAUAAAGACAAUUAUUUAAAGGCUGUCUCUACAGCUCGACCAUUGUUACGGCUACAAGUGCAGCGGAAAGGUGAGAGUUAUGGUGAAGUGAAUGGUUAUGGCUCAGGACCAAUGAAAAGGAAAAAUCCAAUUUCAAAGUUGAUAGGAACUGGAGAGGCAUCACCAAAGCCACGUCUUAGGAUUGGUAUGCCUGAGGAAUUCCGCCGUGUCUCUGCUAUUAUUGAUGUUGAUAUUGUGCCAGAGACACACAGACGUGUGAAACUCAUGAAAAAUGGUUCUGAUAAACCAUUGGGAUUUUACAUACGAGAUGGUACUAGCUUCCGUGUGACUACCUCUGGGGUGGAAAAAGUACCUGGAAUUUUCAUUUCUCGUCUAGUUCCAGGAGGCCUUGCUGAAAGCACUGGCCUUCUGGCUGUGAAUGAUGAGGUUUUGGAAGUGAAUGGUAUCGAGGUGAUGGGCAAGACUCUUGACCAGGUCACGGACAUGAUGGUUGCAAACAGCGCUAAUCUGAUUAUCACUGUUAAGCCUGUGAAUCAGCGAAUGACUUUGGCUCCACAACGAGGUGGCUAUGGCCGCCAUUCCCAGCUGUCGAAUAAGUCACAGCAGUCUCAACAAUCGGGGAAGUCCUAUGACAGCGAUGACGAAGAUGAUGUACAGGAGCUCCUUAUUUAUGAAUACAGAACACAGAUUUUUUUGCCCUUCCCAACAAGCAAAAAUAUCCUUUGCUGACUGAACUGAAUUUCUAUUGAGCUUAAUAUAUCAUACAUGGUGCUGAUUAUGACAAACCACUGGAAGAUCGCAAUAAAAGUAAAAGAAAAUAUCAACCUCUCAGGAGAUAUAGUCUGGCAUACUGGUUAGGGUUUUGAUGUCUACUGCCUGUGUGGAAGUUGGUUGAAUAUUGUGGCAGCAUAGUAUUUCUUGAUGUGGGGCAACAUUUGCUGUAUAAACUGAAACAUUCUUCAAGAUUAUAGAGCCACAUUUCUCUAUGUAGGACUUUUAAUUUCCUUGCUAAUGAAUUAAAUAUUAUAGUUUCAAA